CUACUUCACGGCCGACGGCCAGUCCUCAAUCAUGGGGCUCUGUGUUACAGCGCGAGUGUUUUUUGUGUUUGUUGGUUUUGUGCAGUGUCAUAGGCAUCUGGAUUCGGGAAAGGACUUAGCUUUUAAUCGAGGUAGACCUCCAAGUGAAGAUGUUUCAAACUAUCUUCACUCCUCUUCAGCUUCCAGAGAAUCUCCUCUUAGGUUCUCUCAGAUCAGGUCACGGAGACAAACGAAGAAUGGCAAUUCUGAAUUCAGUUGGGUCCAUAGAUUUACUAUAACGGACAACCAACCCACUAGCUUAACCAAAGAGACGGCAUUCGUGUGGCAGGAUAGUACCAAGAGGUUGAAACACGCCUUAGAAAAUGACGCUGUCAUCCAAUUCCUGAAGCCUACGGGCUUGAGGAUAGCGAUACCAGCAAACAGUGUAAAUAUGAAGAUCGUCGAUUUUCGCGCCAAACUAAAUGACGAAUUUCGCACCAAUGAGGGUGGACAUUUUCUAGUCAAUAACUACAAAAGAGAUGGCAUGUGGAUCUUUGAAAUUCCUCAGCUGAAACUGAAAAACAAAGACCAACUGUAUUACUGGAUGCGACUGGCUCUCAGUAAAGAAGCUUUCGACGUUGUUGUCAAAGGGGUUGUGGAGAUAACUAGUGGGAACCCCCAUGUUAGUGACCCCCAAGGUGAGCCCAUCCCGUUUAGACCGACAUCCCCUGUUCUCUCGCCUCAAAACUACGGGGUGAGCAAUUCCCCGGCUAACAACAGAGGAGGUUUUGCUUGGAACCACCAGUUUACCAUCAACGCGACGUAUAGUAAUACAUUCACAAAGGAGUUUGCUACAAACUGGCAACAGCACGCAGAGUUUAUAAAACGAUUUUUAGAAAAGAAUAUUAACUUUCAAUUUCAAACACCAAGCGGUUUAAUUAUUUCUAUUCCAGAUGACAGUUUACUUGUCUCGGAUUUUCGCCUUAAACUGAACGAUGAGUUCAGGGAAAAUGAUUUAGGACACUUCGCCCCGACACUGUACAAGAAUGGUAACAUGUGGACCUACUAUAUUCCUCAGCUCCGCAUACAACAAGGAGACAGGGUCUACUACCAAAUGAUGGUCAAGAGGAUCAAGGACGGGUUUGAUGCCAUCGUUAGAGGACUUCUUGAAAUAAGGCAAGGAGAUCCACAUACGACGUCCAAUACGGUUACCCAGACAUCGGGUUCAUACCAAUAUAAUCAGAAGGGUCAAGUAUCCAACACAUACUCUCCAGUAGGAAAUGUACAACAACCAAUAAUAAAUCAACAGCAGCACAUAGGAAACAUACCACAGCCGAUUGGAGUAAUAAAACAACCUGUAGGAAAUACGCAACAAUUAUCAAACGUAAACCCAAUAGUGAUUGUGCAACAACCAAGUGGAAAUGUUCAACAAUCAACAGGAAACGUACAACAGCCAAUGGGAAAUGUACAGAAGCCAAUAGUAAAUGGCCAGCAGCCAAUAGUAAAUGCCCAGCAGCCAAUAGUAAAUGUACAAAGACCUACUAUUCCUUCUAACGGUGACCAGUUGGAAAUAAGUGAUAGAUUUGGAGAUUUUGAUGGCAGUGAUAGGCAAGAAUUUAAGUGGAACCACAAGUUCAGCAGUAUAAAUUUAAACAAAACGUCAGAGGCAGGAAUCACCCCGAGCUCUGGUAACUGGGCAGAUCAAGCAGACGAAUAUUUCAAGAAAACACUAGACAGGGAUAUCAACUUUGAGUUUUUAAAUCCUUCUGGUCUGAGGAUUUUACUAUCUGGUGAAGAUAACAAUUUAAGAGUAUUGGCAUUUCACGUCAAGUUAAAUGAAGAGUUCAAAAGCUUUGACAGUGGCCACUACCAAGCAAACAUUUCUAGAACUACGGAUGGGACUUUGAGCUACUACUACCCCAAUUUAAAGCUGAAACAGGGUGACAAUGUUUACUACUGGAUGAAAGUCACUUUCGGCAGGGAAAUGUGGUACUACAUAGUCAAGGGACUUCUGGAAAUAAAAUUGGGCAACCCUCAUAAAGUCAUCAAUUCUAUUGGUACAACUCCAGCCCCCCGACCAACCUAUGCCGGACCUUCCGUAGGGAAUGGACUGGGAAAUCAACCUGUUCGAUGGGAGCACAUAUACUCUAUCAACAAGACGUCUGAUGAUUUACCAGCAUUCAAUUCUCCAGAAGAAGCUCAACUUUUGAAACACACGUUUGAGGACGAUAUAGACUUUAAAUUUCUUAACCCAUCAGGAUUGAACAUUUUAUUUUCAGGUGAAAAUAAAAACUUCAGACUUUUGGCACUGAACAUUAAGCUGAACGAAGACUUCGCCACUCUAGGCCCAGGAGACUACGUAGCCAACAUUACCAAAGUGAGGGACGUGCAAUUGAGCUAUUACUACCCGAACUUGAAGAUCAAACUAGGAGACACACUCUACUACUGGAUGCGCGCAAUGCUUGGGAGAGACAGGGCAGAUUAUAUCAUAAAAGGACACCUUAAGUUGACGCAGGGAGAUCCGCACAUCGGAGGACCGGUUCCUGACGUUCCUCCACCAGUCAUCUGGACACAAGCACCACCUUCACCAACAGAGCCUUCCGUCUGGACGAACCAGCCAUCCCAAGUACAAUAUCCUGUUAAAGUACCGCCUCCAAACCCUCCUUCGGGAGCGCAAACAAACUCUCCACCUCCGCUAAAUGAACCUCUUAAAAGACCAACUCAGCCACCCCUUCAGAACUACCAGAGAGCAGCACCUCUGCCGUUGUCCCUUCCACCAAAUUCCCCCAUUCCUUGCAGUUCAGGGGUGUACCCAGAAGGAACUUACUGUCAAGACGGAGUGGUCCGUUUCAGGGAUGGCGUUCACGAAAUCAUCGUUGCAUAAAAUCUGGAUGUUUGGACCGACAUGAGACACCCAAUGCAUCCUUCAUUUCAUGCACAUCAAGAAUAUCAAUAAUAUAUACUUUGUUUUCAAAGUGGUUUUAAUUAUUUUAUUUAUUAUCAAUAAAGGAAUGAUAUCGUUA
Molecule: messenger RNA, 3002 nt
Organism: Macrosteles quadrilineatus (aster leafhopper)
Lineage: Eukaryota; Metazoa; Arthropoda; Insecta; Hemiptera; Cicadellidae
Exons: 15
Coding region: 32-2863 (943 amino acids)
Molecular function (GO): carbohydrate binding
Source: RefSeq, a predicted model, not a curated record